This is a messenger RNA of Aedes aegypti (yellow fever mosquito), 1159 nucleotides long. RefSeq lists its product as uncharacterized. NCBI's taxonomy places the organism in Eukaryota, Metazoa, Arthropoda, Insecta, Diptera, Culicidae. The transcript has 3 exons. The record is from RefSeq and is a predicted model, not a curated record. The coding region runs from base 233 to 580 and encodes 115 amino acids.
GAACGAGUGGGUUACGGGUAGUUUCUUCCUAAAAUCAUACAGCCGCUGAGUACAACACUAUUAACGUGUACAGUAUUCUCUCGCUCUUAUUUCACACCACAGUCACACACUUGCAUUGAAGAUUAUAGCGAACAAAUUGUAAACAAACAACAUUUUACGAUACAGUUUACUGAAAUUUGGGCAACAAGUUUAAUUAUACUCCAAAGGAACCACAGAGAUCGGUGUAACUGAGAUGGGCAAAAACUGUGCUGUUGAAGGAUGUCCUAGUUUCAGGCAUUGUAUAUCAACAAAAUCGUUCUACAAAAUAUUCACUGCAAAGAGAACGAAUAUCGACAAGUGGAUCGAGUUUUGUCAAAAUUCACCGCUUGCAAAAGACAGUGUGAUUUGUGAGCGACAUUUCAAAGACUCUGAUUUCUGCAAUCCCAACAACAAAUCGCAAGGGGUACACUCACUUGCAUGUCCGAGCCUUUAUCCGCCGACUACCGGUUCAGUCGAACCGAGACCCAGUUUGUUGCAUAGGGAUGAAACGCAGGAACUAAAGCUAGAAAUCAAGAUUGAACCGACGGAAGUAAAUUUUUAGUUGGCCCUUAGACAUGAUGUACACAAUUCCUACUCAACUCAACUAUUGAAUUGUUUGUAGAAAUUAAAUGUUAAUACUUAAGUAGCUAUAGGUACCGCAAAGUGCCUAAUUCAGCGCAUUUGGUCCAAAGUUUGUCGAAAUUUAAGAAAACUGUAUAUGAUGGUGAUACAUCACAAUAACACUGGAAAUCAACAUUAACAUUAUUUCCAAUUUAUUGGAAACAUUCCAAAAUGCGCGUAAUUAGGGUCUUAGGCCCGCUGAAUUACGGCACCUUACGGUAUGUAUAUUUUAUUUUGUUAAUUCGACUGAUAACAUUUAUAUAUUUAAUAAUUAUAAAUUAGCCAAAACAAGAUAAAAAAUGCGAAAUAUGAAAGUACACAAUAAAUUUAGGUCCUGUAAAUGUGAUUAAUCUUUUCGUUCAAGUGCAAUACUAAAUACGAAAAUUACUGGAGAAACUAACAAUCGUAUGUUAUGGGGAAUGAACUUCUUUGGAUUUUUUUAGGUGCAGCUCAGGUAACGUUUAGCAUAGCAUAUUUAAUCGAACACGAAAGUCGAUGUUAAAAAAAUCUAGAAAAUAAU